This is a messenger RNA of Haliotis rufescens (red abalone), 1946 nucleotides long. RefSeq lists its product as uncharacterized. The transcript has 3 exons. NCBI's taxonomy places the organism in Eukaryota, Metazoa, Mollusca, Gastropoda, Lepetellida, Haliotidae. The record is from RefSeq and is a predicted model, not a curated record. The coding region runs from base 66 to 1925 and encodes 619 amino acids.
CAGCCAUGAAUAUACCAUUUAAAAGACCACGUUUUUGAACAGAAAAAUCCUAGUUUCACUGAAGAAUGUUUCUACUGGUUCUGUGCACCUUGUUGCUCUGGGGAGCGGCGUUCUCUGACACAACCGUCACAAUCUACAACGAGUGGCUCUCCCAGGGUGGCCGUGUCCAUUAUGAACCUGAAAGAUGGAACAAACAUAAUGCUCUCGACAAAAGGACACUAAUUCCUAAUUGUAAAUCUAUCGGAACGGCUCCCGGGCGUUGGGUGAACAGAGACCUGAGGGAGAAUCUCUUUGCAAAUUGGCCUCAAAACCCUAGUCACCAUGGUUACCCAGACCCCACCUAUCUUCAGGACCAUGCACUGCAGAGAAGGACAUGGGGUUCCUACAUGUUUCAACUGACUGGCUAUGGGAGUGUCGUCGACGACAUGGUCUGGGAAAUGAAAGGUUUGAGUUGGCCCAUUUGGAUGAAUAAGUCUAAUCAUCAAGGUGGAUUCCCCAACAACGUUGACGCUGCAUCAGAACUUGUGUCGCUGAUGGUGCAGAGUGCCAAGAGUUACAUAGGAGGACGCCUUCCCUACAUAUUUGAAGUCAUCAAUGAACCUGAUUGGGCCGAAAAGAUUAUUGACCCACAAACGAAUGUAGAUUACCAAAGGGCCGUCGCUGAUAAGCUGAAAUCAAGAUUUGGAAUGAAAGUUGCAGGCCCAUCGUACACCAGUUUUGCCUUACGACAAGCAGAUGAAAAUGACUUCAGCUACUGGAAGAGAACUGCUAAGUUCCUGGACAUGUCUCUUGAUCACUUGGACUUUUUCUCUUUCCAUUCCUACAACUAUCUGCAUAUACCAGGCAGAAAUCACACCAACUUUAGUAAUUAUACCUACUAUGGUAUCAACGAAGCUCGACUAGUUGCUUCUCUUGAUAUGGUGGAGAAUUACUCUCAUCAAAAGAAAGGAAAAGGUGUUCAGUUAGUUAACACUGAAUUUGGAUUAGGUUUACUUAAUCUAGGCGUUAGCCCCAACUUUGAAAAUGGAAUAAUAGACUUCCAGACCAUUUAUCAACUUAACGGCUUCAUGUUUACUUUUCUUACUCUAAGAGAGUUUAUAGACAGAGUUACAGCAUAUCUCCUCGCAAAUGAACAAUACCCAGGUCAUACUUCCCUUCGAAAUUCCUUGUUCACCACGGACGGUCAUCCCCUUUCAGCAGCCAAAUUCUACACCUUUUGGCAUAACUUUAAUUCUAAUCAAACGUUUCUGCGAGUCUCAAGUCAGUACAAUGGGCAGGAGAGAAUAGUUGCACCACUUGCCCUUGCAAACCCUCACACUAAAGAGAUGGUAGUUCUUCUCCACAACUAUGGCAGUAAAUAUGAGAAUGUGAAACUUGACUUUAACAACAGCUGGUUCAACCCUUCUACUGGUACAGAAACAUGCAUUCUGUUCGAAAAUGGUAAUCCAGCUGUUCAUCUCAAUUACCCUUUCAACAUGUCUGAGCAUAAUGGAACCGUUGGUCUCCCGGGAUCUUCAACCUGCUUCUACAAGUUUAAAACCAACUACAACUUUGCCGGAAUACACACUGACAACCAGAUCACAUACUAUGGCAAAGACAUGGUGAUCCCUAUCAGCAACGGACAUGCGCAGACAACCAUCAGUCUACCCGGCUCUGGCUAUCAUACAUCUCGUCUUAGAGUAGGAGUUAGCCGAGACAAGAACGCCAAUGCAAAACCCCAGGAAGUUGUGUUCAAUGGCCACGCAUUGUCUGCAAGCUACAUGCUCUUUGAUGCUAUGAAGAUUCUCGGGAAAACAAACUGGAACGUGUGGGAGUACAUGGUCCCCGAAUCACUGGUCCACCCAACAAACACUGUCAACAUGACAUUUGAUGGAGACGGAGGUACUGUGACGUCCGUCGCACUCGUUGUUGGAACACUUCAGUAGAUAAAAUUAUCUUGAAGCUUU